Saccharomyces paradoxus is the source of this 441-nucleotide messenger RNA. It is a transcript of the gene MPC3, whose product is annotated as mitochondrial pyruvate carrier. The transcript has a single exon. Gene Ontology annotation, biological process: pyruvate import into mitochondria. Gene Ontology annotation, molecular function: pyruvate transmembrane transporter activity. NCBI's taxonomy places the organism in Eukaryota, Fungi, Ascomycota, Saccharomycetes, Saccharomycetales, Saccharomycetaceae. The record is from RefSeq and is a predicted model, not a curated record. Bases 1 to 441 code for a protein of 146 amino acids. Gene Ontology annotation, cellular component: mitochondrial inner membrane.
AUGUCAGCAUCAGCUUUUAAUUUUGCCUUCAGAAGAUUUUGGAACAGUGAAACGGGGCCUAGGACAGUACACUUUUGGGCACCCACUUUGAAGUGGGGGUUGGUCUUUGCAGGGCUAAACGAUAUUAAGAGGCCCGUAGAGAAGGUAUCUGGCGCACAAAACUUAUCUUUAUUAGCUACGGCACUAAUUUGGACGCGUUGGUCGUUUGUCAUCAAACCCAAGAACUAUCUAUUGGCUUCCGUGAAUUUCUUCUUAGGUUGCACUGCCGGAUACCACCUAACCAGAAUUGCCAACUUCAGGAUACGGAAUGGUGACUCCUUCAAGCAGGUUAUCCACUAUAUAAUAAAGGGGGAGACUCCCGCUGCUGUUGCAGCAAAACAAUCUACCUCUGCGUCGAUGAAUAAGGGUGUGAUGGGUGCUAAUUCAUCAAUAACGCACUGA